Messenger RNA from Aphis gossypii (cotton aphid), 451 nucleotides. RefSeq lists its product as uncharacterized. The transcript has 3 exons. NCBI's taxonomy places the organism in Eukaryota, Metazoa, Arthropoda, Insecta, Hemiptera, Aphididae. Bases 46 to 444 code for a protein of 132 amino acids. The record is from RefSeq and is a predicted model, not a curated record.
UACUUAAAAACAAAUACCAAGGUUGAAACUAGAACGCUUGAAGAUAUGACAAUUCGCGUGAAAAGCAUUAACAACAUUUGCAUUGCAACACAUGUAAAUGACUACAAUUUCACAAGUCAGCUUCAAUUACAUGCAGCUGAACAUAUCGCACAAAGAUGGUUGGACGAAUUAGAAAAAGAUGAGGGAUACGAGAAACCUUUUUCACCGCCAUCAUUUUACACUAUAUUUAAUGAGGAAAUUCUUUCUGAUAUCUCCCCUCCAUCACAGACAAGCUGUACAGACGAAAACGAUGGACCAUACGGCCCGCAAUACAAUACUUAUACAGACGAAAACGAUGGACCAUACGGACCGCAAUACAAUACUUAUACAGACGAAAACGAUGGACCAUACGGACCGCAAUACAAUACUACCAACUCACUACCCAAAAGACGACACACUGUUUAAUGUACUU